CUGGCGCCACUGCGACUGCCAGCUGAUCGCCAGUUGAAGACACACCGGCUUUGGAGGUGUACGUGGCCGCUGCCCUUCCUUGGACCCGUAUACUUGCCUUACCUGUCAACAUGUCUCUCUUGAUAGACUCCCUCAUUACAAUCUGCAAUGUGUCAACGAUAGGCCUGUGUGGCUUCGCGAAGAUUCCUCAGAUUAUUGCCAUUAUAAAGGCGAGAUCAACAAAGGGGCUGAGUUUGACGAGUUUGAUGUUGGAGCUGACGAGUUAUACCAUCAUGCUGAGUUACAACAUUUACUCAGGAUACUCCUUCAGCUCCUACUUUGAAUAUCCUUUGAUGGUUACUCAAGAUGUGGUAAUGCUAGUGGUGUUCCUUUUAUUCACUGGCCGCCUCUCCCCAACUUUACUCGUACCAGGUGCUGCUGGUGCUUACUUUGCAUACUCUAUAGCUUCUGGGAGCCUUCCUCAUGCUCUCAUCACUACUCUUGUGGGGCUGUGCACACCUAUAUCAGCCAGCAGCAAGGUGAUGGCACUCUUCACCAUCAUUCGCAUCAAGAACUCAGCUACUGUGUCUGUGUCAUCCUUGUCUAUCUCUGCUUAUACCUGUUUCACUCGGUUAUUCACCAUAUACGUGGAGUCAGCAGAUCCAGCACUUCUAAUGAAUUUUGGGAUCAGUCUCAUGCUCAACCUUUGUCUCAUCACUGCAGCCAUCGUUUACAAGCCCAAGAAGAAGGAGGAGUAAAAGCGCCUUAUAUCACUCAAAAGAAGGGAGAGGGUGUAGGUAAUUGAUAACACUAAGGUAAGACAGCGGUAGGCCCAUUAUCUGAUGUUCUGUUUCAUGUCUUGCAUCUGCUGUAGGAGGACAGACAUCUUCAGUUAUCCUUUUAUUUUCAUAUAUUUAAAAGAGCAAAGAAUAAUAUCCUGUUGUAUUUUAAUAACAGUCAAAUGAGGGGUGUAACAUUCCUAAAGGAAAUUGUGUAACUUUUAAGCUUAACAACUAAAUAGAAAAUAAAGAUCAUAUCUGUAUAGUGUUGUAUAAAAAUCUGUGAGUUAUAUUUUUUUGAGCUGUCAAACUAAACUAACAGAUGGCUCAAUUUCAGCUCAUUACACAUGUAAAUGAAAACAUUCCAGUUUUUCACUUUAUGUUUUAAGUUGUAACAAUUAGUUUUUCCUGUAUGAGGGUAUGGUGAGAUUCCCACAUGCUGUUUGUCACUUGUAUCAGUAACAUGAAUUCUCCAUUUAACAUUAUGUGAUACAUAAAAAAUACAAUGCAAAGAAGUAUAUAUAUAUAUAUAUAUAUAUAUAUAUAUAUAUAUAUAUGGAUGGCAUGGAUGGUGCUUGACAUGGAGGGAGGCUCAUUAUUGGGAAUUUUAUUUAUUAUCUGAUUGAUAAUUUCCUUAGUAAUUUGUUUCUUUAUUCAUUCUUUACAUUACACGAAUAGUAUGUUGUUGUGAACCCCAGUGUGUGUGUGUGUGUGUUUGUUUACCUAGUUGUAUUGUACAGGGCUUGAGCCAAAGUUUAUUUUGUCCGGUCUCCAUAACCAUAUUUAUCCAGUUUUUCUUUAAACAUGUGUACACAGUUUGCCACAACCACCUCUCUCUGUGUGUGUGUGUGUGUGUGUGUGUGUGUGUGUGUGUGUUUAUGAUAUAUAUAUAUAUAUAUAUAUAUAUAUAUAUAUAUAUAUAUAUAUAUAUAUAUAUAUAUAUAUAUAUAUAUAUAUAUAUAUAUAUAUAUAUAUGCAGUCAAACCUCAGUUUUCGUAUGCCCUAGUUUUCAUACAAUUCUGUUUUUUGACGCCUUUUCGUUAAAAUUUUGUCCCAGUUUUCAUAUAUCUGUUAAUUUUUUGUACAGUUGAAAAAUGGUCCAUACCAAACUUGUCUGACUGCCUGCAUGACUCAGCCACUCAUUUCCUGGAAUUGAGCGCCCACAGAAAGCAUCCCAUGCGUUCGUGACUCUGUCUACUUCUGUUUCUCAUUGAGUGAGCAUCACCCCAUGCAUUCAUUUGAAACAUUUCAUAGUAAUCCAUUAUUUUUGUGCUUGUUUAUUGAGUGCAACUGCUAAAUAAGCCACUAUGGGACCAAAGAAAAUUCUGAGUUCCUGCCCUUUGAUAAAGAAGGCAAGAUACCCAAUAGAAUCCAAGAAAGAACUUGCAGCAAAAUACAAAAGUGGCAUAUGUGUGGCCAAUCUCGCCAGAAUGUACAGGAAGUCUGUGUCAGCGAUCAGUUCCAUACACCAACAAGUCUUCAAUAAAGGUAAAAAUGAUGUUAAAUGUUCAUUUAUCUACUUCGUUAAUCAUUUAUAUUUAUUUUUCAUUAUCUUCUGUAUGUAAAGCUACAGUUAUUCUUUAUUAAACUUAUUUUUUGUCAAUGUAUUUGGGUGUCUGGAACAGAUUAAUUGGAUUUACAUUAUUUCUUAUGAGAAAUAUUGCUUCAGUUUUCAUACAUUCAGCUUUUGUCAGACUUUUUUUAACAGAUUAAUCUUGAAAACUGAGGUUCCAAUAUAUAUAUAUAUAUAUAUAUAUAUAUAUAUAUAUAUAUAUAUAUAUAUAUAUAUAUAUAUAUAUAUAUAUAUAUAUAUAUAUAUAUAUAUAUAUAUAUAUAUAUAUAUAUAUAUAGUCAAAAAAAAUUAGAACUACCACUUUUAGCAAAAAAAAAUUAGGAUGAUCAAAAGAAUAAGCUUUAGUUUUGUUCACUUGCUUUAUUGUUUAGUAGUUAGGCAUUUCUCCUUUGUGUGUGAGUACAUAGUGUAUAUGCCUGGGCAUGGAAUAAGCAAGAUUGAGGAAGUACUGCCUCUCCAACUCCAGCUCUAGAUAUUCAUGAUGGCAACCUGCAAUAUCAGUACAGAUGUCGUCUCAGUCUCCAUGGUGCUGAGCCGCCUCCUUAUGCAACUCCAUGCAUUCUUAAUGGGAUCGAGGUCUGGUGAGUUCCCUGGCUAAUCCAAGACCUCAGUCCCAUUGUCUUUUAGGAAUUCCUUUGCCUUCUUUUCCCCUAUGACAAGGGGCCCCAUCGUGCAUGAAAAUGCACGUUUAAAAUCUUGAAUGGCAUCAAGUGGUUUUCCAGCACUGCACAGUACUAUUUCCAUUUAUUGCUAUACUUUUAGGAAGGAAAUACAUCCCUCCUCUUCCUCCAGAACCACUGAAGCAGGCCCACACCAUGACAUAGGCAGCAUGUUUUACUGUCUUGAUGGUGAACUUGUGAUGAAAGCGGUUAGAUCCUCAUGGACACCAGCAAUCCUCAGUACACCAAAGCAGGAUUCAUCGCUUAACACCACACUUUCCCAAUCUUCUGCUAUCCAUGACUUGUGCCUGUUACAAAAUUCUAACCUCUUCUUUUUCAUCACUUGAAUAAGCAAGGAUUUCUUAAGAAGGCUGAUGUGUGGCCCUGUAGUUCCAGGUCCGUCUGCAGCUGAUGUUGAAUUGUAUAGAUCAACACCUUGUUGAGUAAUUCUUAGUUCCAGGCUUUUAAAUCCUUGCAUGUUAUUAAAGGCUCAUUCAUAACUAUCCUCUUCAGCAGUUGGUCUGUCUUCUUAGAGGUUUUCCGUAGUUGUCCUGACCCUUUUUUUCCAUAACAAUGCAGCCUCCAGUCCAGAUAGAAACAGUGUUUUUGGAAAUUUUCAUCUCCCUUGCAAUUUGUCCCAUGGUCUUCCUUUCUCUAUACAUGGUAACUGUUUGAGUCUUCUUGAUAAGGGAUGAUAAUUUUCCCUGUAUAAUGACUCAGCAGUCAAGAUAUUGAGGGUAGAGAGGAGAGGAGCAGAGAGGGGUUGGAAGGGUUCCAGAGCAAUCUACAAACACCACACUCUCUCAUAGCUGGCAGGUAGCUGAAGGCAUGAGGUGUGGGAAUGAGACUCGGCAGUCUACUGGGCUGCCAGAUGUUCAAUGCACUCAACUGCUUCUACCAGGAAUAGCAAAUAAUCUUAGGACCAAUCUCUGUCCUAAGUUUCUUUGCGUCCUAAAUUUUUUUGCGGUGACUUUAUAUAAGAAGCAAGAAGGUGUUUUUCAGCCACUUGGCAAUUAGCUUGAAAAACAACCAGCUUCCAUCAGUACUCAAAACUCAGUUCACAGAGUUCAUAUCUAAUAAAUUUACAUCUAACAACACUGUUGGAUCUCUAUUCAUGCUUUGUAUCUGACCAAGAAGUUUAAGAUCUGACAAAAUAAAUUCUGGAUAUAUCUUCUUGGUGACAAUCUAAUGAAUUUAUUGCAUCUGUGGGAGGAGGAAAUUAAUGCAAAUGAAAAGAUGCCAAAACUCAGACAGGUAUUGCAAGAUGCAGUGGAGACCAGGUUGAGGGAGGAUGGUGGUAUUAGUGAAGGUGCUGGUGGUUUUUGUAGCAGUAGAGAGUGGGGAGGAAAAGCAGCCCCAAAUGUUGAUAUAUUUAAAUACAAUGAAUUUGUAUCUAAUGUGUGCCUUUUGAUAUUUGACUUGUUUGAUGUGAGAUCUGACUGUACUCAUUGUGCAGUAGAUAUUAAGCCUUCCUAUGCUAUAUAUUUCUGCAAGUUAUAAUGACAAUAAGAAUUUAUUACCACUAAUAUACCUAAAGCCAUUUUCACUCUUUGGUCUACAGUCUUCUUUGAUGUGUCUUUUCCAUUUACAGGCAGGUUUGGUGGCAGUUUGCCUCCAAGUCAUACUGUAAUGCAGAGACUCAAAUGAGCUGUUUAAAAGCUAUCAGAGGUAGUUUCUCAGUGAAAUGUAUAGAAUGCCAAUUAAUGUUUUUACAAGAUAAAAUUAAUGUAACGUACAGAAAAAGAAAAAAAAAAUUUUAAUCACCAGCUCAUGAAAAGAUUCCUUUGGUUUUGGAGAAGCUGUGGCCUGCAUUAAUAGAACCAUUAUAUGUACUGGUCAAGAGAGAGAGAGAGAGAGAGAGAGAGAGAGAGAGAGAGAGAGAGAGAGAGAGAGAGAGAAAUAAUUUUUAUUGUACAGAAACAUGAAGUGAUGUCACUCUUUACACCGAAUUUCAUUCAGGAACUAAGAUGUGAUUGGAAUUUCAUUGAAAUCUUAAUCUUGUAUGUCUUGGCUAAUUGUUACUUCAAAUUAAUUCAAUUCAGAAUGUGAUGUUUUAUAAGGAACUGCAAAAGUAUGUAAACAUGCAGAAUUUCUAUUCAUGUGGAAUUUAGUUAAUACCAAUUCUGCUUUGGAAUUCAAAUUGUAAAUAAAAAUAUUGUUUAAUAAUCAUCUUAAAUUAUUUGUUAAUUUUACUUUGAAAAAUUAUAACAUGCAUAAACUUUUCUCAUAUGAUGACAGUUACAAUACAUAGUUGGCACCAAAAGAAAUGACUAAAUUCUCAGUCAUUGUCAGCAUCUGUGCACCAUUCAACCAGUUUGAUCUGGUUGCAUGGCAACUCAAGACAGAUGGUGGCCUUGGGUGCACUCAACACAUUAACAGUUUUAGUAUAGAUUGGCAGUUGAGUGAUAAGAUGUUCUUUGUGCAUGCACACCCGAGUUGACUUUAGCAAGACUUUAGCCUAUCUUUCCAUAUCAUCUACCUAUGGGUACUAAACUGCCCAUUACUGGUGAUGAAAUAGCAUCUGUGGUUGCCUAAAAAUAAAAACUUUUAAGUAACAAUUAGUAUUGCUGGAAGUAGAGAGAGAAUUGUGUUCUGAUACCGAUUGAGAAUUUUGUCAUGUCUUUUGCAUGGACUAUAUUCCUAUGUGGCAUUCAUUCGUAUGAUAAUGAUGACUUUUGCCACUCAUCUUUCAUAUUGAAGUUAUAACUUUGAGUAGUUAUGGUGUGUGUGUGUGUGGGUGUGUGGGGCGGUGGUGUGUUCUUGUCACCUUAGUUUAAUAACUGAUCUUCAACAACCUGUUAUAUUGCCCUUGUUGCUUUUAAAUGUUUAAUUACACUUUCUAGUCAAGUAAUUAAAUAAGCAUGUGAAUAAUAUAUGCAAGUGUCUUUAUGGUAGAGGUAAAUGAGAUAGGAGAAUUGAAAAAGCAUCAGCAAAUGACCCAUAUGUCAUAGUUGUCAGAUGUCACUUCCCCCCCCCCAAAAAAAAAAAAAAAUGAGGUGCGACAUUUCCUAUCAUGACUACAUUCUAUAACACUGAAACAAUUAAACCCUUGUCUUGUAUCAGUAAUUGAUGUGGAUGAAUUUAAAUUUGCUUCCUUAAGGGAGACUGCUUUAUUAUUUGUGGUAUUGUUAGCCUUCCAGUGUGAAAGUUUAAAACUAAUGAAAAUAAUUAGAGGAUGUUUCUACAAACAAAACCCUGUGAGAAGAGAGUUUGAGUAAAGAAAUAGGUUACUGAUGUCAUAAAUCAGAGUUGAAUAUUGAUGCCAUUGCUAAAUAGAUUCAUCUGCCCUUGUUGAAAGAUGUGCAUACCCAGAAUGACAGUUUUAGGCUUACAUUCUUCAUGUGUGACAUUUUGUGGCAUUGAAUUUUUCCUAUUAUAAAUCAAAUAAUGACCAGUUAUGUAUAGAUGAUGAUAUGUUACCUUAUGAGGAAAAGAUUUUCCAGUUCAUUAAUUAUAUUGCUCUGUAAUCUAUACCAUGUACUGACAGUAGUUCUUGGUUUAGCUAUUGUAAAAAAAAAAAAAAAUGACCAAUCCCAAAAGAAGAUUUGAAAAAAACUGGAUUUAUGUUGGAAAUGGCUGGCCUGGUGACAGACAUCAACCCUGUUGACAUUACAUUCAUCAAGUAUAUAUUUUCUCCUAUAUACUAAUGGAAAAACACUUAAGUCAUCAGUAAUAUGCUGUCUGUUACCUGUUACAUCUAAGCUCAUCCUUCCAGCCAUUAAACAUGUGACUGUGUAAUGGUUAGAAGAUAGAGCCAUGUCCACAAAUGUUUCAUUUGGAGAUAAGAUAAUGCCAAUUGUGAAUUUAAUACAGACCUAAUAGUCAAUUUAAUAGACCUUUAGCUGUGCCCUAAAAAAAAGACACUCAUAAUAUUUAUUUAGAGUGUAUUAUAUACAUGCAUAUAGCUUUUUAUAGAGGACAUACACACAUAUAUAUCUUUAUAGAUAUGUAUAGGUAAUCAACAAUAAACUUGUGUUGGUUGCUUCUCAAGCUCCAGCUUGAUAGCAUUGGGAUUUACACCCUUUUCACACUGCUUCACAUAUCCCACUGAAUGUUAUUUACCUUACAACUAAAUAGUUGCCAGGAAGUUAUACAAUGAUGACUGUUUUGUUUGAAAGGUUUCUUUUUAGAUAACUACACACACUGUAAAGUUCAAGCAAGAUUACCAUGUGACAACAAAACAAGUUUUCCUAUAUUGAUAAAGUUACACCUACUAUUCAGGCUGCCUUUAAAUUUCCAGCUUGAACCUAGGAACACUACAUGGGAGAUCAUAAAGUGGUGUCAUCUCAGAUUUUGAAGAAGCCCUCCAAAUUAUUAAAAUUUUGUUGAAAGAGAUGUAAAAAACAUAAUUUAUAGCUAUUAUGUUUACCCCAUAAUAUUUAUUAAAAGAAAAUGAUAGUUGUGGGAAUGAUGAACAUGACAAGAUUCCAGCCACUUAGAUACUGCCAAACCUUCUCAGGGAAGAUACAUUGUUGAAUUGUUUUUUAUGAGUGUAGAAAAAAGCAUGGUGGGUAUGCUGAAACACCUGAUUGAAAGUUAAUGAAAAAGAUUCACUUCAUAUGUGGUGGUUUGUAAGAAUUAUGAUGUCUAAAGAAAACUUGAUUCCAUUGUGUUACUGAAAUUAUAACUGAAGAAAGCUGUCAUUAAACAUCCACUACAAGAAACUUUGAUGUAUCUGGUGUUGAAAUAUGUUGUAGAUGAUUUACUCUCAGUACCUGUUAAAUAUAUUUUGACGAAAUGUGGAUAGCUAUAGUUUUUGUAGCAAAAUAUUAUGGCACCACACACUCUGGUCUUCCAGUUGUCUCUCAUUCUACCUAACUUGCCAAAGACAAGAACAUCUGCUACUGUAAAGCCUUUUAUGCACCAAGAUACACUGCUGUGUAACAAUGAUUGUAAACUGUUGCAUGACUACUAUUCUGAUGUAUCUAAAAAAAAUGUAUUAGUUUUUGUAACAUUUUACUACAAGUCUAUCAUUAGUUCCCUGUACACACCAUGACACUAAAGUACUUUCUUUAGAAACAGUCACUCUCUUGUGGUUGUGGAAUGUUGUAUGACUGUUCCAUGGAUGUUUAAAAACAAUAUAAAAUGUUGCAUUUUUAUUUUUA
Molecule: messenger RNA, 8095 nt
Organism: Scylla paramamosain (green mud crab)
Lineage: Eukaryota; Metazoa; Arthropoda; Malacostraca; Decapoda; Portunidae
Product: solute carrier family 66 member 3-like
Exons: 4
Coding region: 111-737 (208 amino acids)
Source: RefSeq, a predicted model, not a curated record